AUGGACGGCUCACCACAGAUCACCAUCGCCGACGCGCCAUUCGAUUCGCCUAAGAAGGCGGAUGUCAUCCUCCGAUCUUCCGAUAACGUCGAUUUCUACGUUAUGAAGGCACUUCUAGCGUUCUCUUCCCCCAUUUUUCGCGAUAUGUUCUUCCUCCCUCAGCCUCAGCACGACCGUGCCUCCUUCCGAUCCACAGAUAACCCACCCCUCGACAUCGUUGCCAUACAAUAUGAGAGCGCCCCGUUACAAAACGUCCUGCUCCUUUGCUACCCACAAAUUGGGCCUGGGAUGCAGCCCAAGCUCACAAGCGACGAUAUCAUCGAAGCAUAUAUCAUCGCAGAGAAGUACGACAUGGAAACGGUGAUCCAGCUACUGGAGGAUGCCCUCUCGACGAUCCCCCCGAAGUUCAUACGCGACCCUCUUAGGAUGCUCGCAAUCGCGGUACAACACGGUUGGGUCGAUUUCUACGUCCUGAAGGCCUUCCUCGCCUUCUCUUCCCCCGUACUGCGAGACAAAUUCGCGGAGAGCCCCAGAUCGCGCUCGUCAUCAUCCACCCCACGUAAAUCGCAUCCAAUCUUCAGCCCGAGGCUAGAAAACGCGGAUGAGAUCAUUGCAGCUUACGCGGUCGCUGAAGAUUUCAAGAUGGACGCCAUCAUGAAGCAGCUCGAGGAAAUGCUAUUGGCGUCGAAAGCAAUAAAGGAGGAGCCGCUCCGCAUUUUGGCUAUUGCAAUUCAAAUGGGGUGGGAGAAAGUUGGCAAGUUGGCCGCAAAGAACACCCUCAGCAUUCCUUUUGGAAGACUUCCGUUCUCAAACGAACUCAACACUAUCACAGGAGCAGAUAUUUGGAACCUCCAGGAUUACCGCCAGAGUUGUGCACAUGCCAUUCAUGCAUGGUUCCAUAGGAACAAUAUCGGAGGAGGCAGGCCCUGGCGACCAGCUGGUGUGUGCAAGAAAUCCUUCGUGCGACCUUAA
This is a messenger RNA of Cyclocybe aegerita, 972 nucleotides long. Lineage: Eukaryota; Fungi; Basidiomycota; Agaricomycetes; Agaricales; Hemipholiotaceae. The record is from the annotation of a GenBank genome assembly.